AUGCUUCCCUCGUGGUUGUCGUCGUCGGCGGCCGCCGGCCUGCUGCUGCUGUCCUCAGGGCUGAUCAGCGGUGUUGAUGCCCGCUUCAAGCUGCGUCAGCCUGCGGCUCCCCACUACAAGAGCCGUGACGGUGACUGCCCCAUAUCCUGUAUCAAGGCCGGGCCCGACCCGGCCAACUGGCCGGUGUACCGCAGCGUAGAACAGCUGAGCCGCUGCUCGGAGACCAUCUUCUACCACAUUUCGCUCUACGAUAACGUCGACAAGGACGACUCACACCAUCGCAUCUUUGCGUGUUCGUCGUUCGGCUCCCACAAACCGGCCUCGCCGGCCCACUCCAACAAGAUCGUCACCCAGGUGGCCACCAACGCCACCUUCACCGUCGGCCACUGGGACGACAACUCGCCUACCAACGUCGACCUGCGCACCAUGUCUGCGCAGGUGCGCCGCUUCCUGAGUGCUGGCUACCAGGCUGCCAACAACGGCAGCCACACCGCCCAGCCGCAAACGCAGGUGCUGUUUGCUCAGACCCGCGGCAGCACCAUGGGUCUGUACGUCGGCAAGGACGUGCAGAAUAUGGCGUCCGUGGUGCAAGCCCUGUCGACACUGGAGAAGACCAUGACAGCCUCAAACGAGACACACGGCACCGUGGCGCUCGAGCUGUGUGGCGCCGAGUACGAUGCCGACCACUUGAUCGGCUUCGUGGCGACGAGCAACUCGUCGUUUGAGGCAGUGCAGAAUGUGAUGCAGUCGUGGUCCAAGGCCACGUGCAUUGACUUCAACUCGACGCAGACGUUCGUCAGCCCCGUUGGUUACACGACACCCCUGACGCCGCCGGCCAGCACGGGCUCGCUGAACAGCACUCUCUCCGCGGCCAAGAGCGGCCUGGGUCUAGGCGCCCGCUCCCACGCCCACGCCCGCGCCCACAUUGCGGCUCGCUCCAGCCCGCUCCUGUCCCCACGUGCCGAUUGUACGACCGUACAGGUCGUCUACGGCGACGGCUGCGGCACGCUGGCCACCAAGUGCGGCAUCUCUGGCGCGGACUUCACUAAGUACAACCCCGGCGCGACGUUCUGCUCGGACCUCAAGCCCGGCCAGCACGUGUGCUGCUCGGCGGGCACGCUGCCCGACUUUUCACCCAAGCCUAACGCGGAUGGCUCGUGCUAUGCCUACACCGUCCAGGCCAACGACAACUGUGCCACCAUCGGCGCAUCGUUUGACCUCACCAACGACCAGAUCGAAGGCUUUAACAACGACACGUGGGGCUGGCAGGGCUGCGGCAACGUGCUCCUAGGCGCCGUCAUCUGUUUAAGCACGGGUUCUCCCCCGUUCCCGUCGUCCUUGUCCACUGCUGUCUGCGGCCCUCAGGUGCCCGGCACUGUGCCGGGCCCCGGUGGCACCUUUAACCUGUCGGGUCUCAACCCCUGCCCGCUCAACGCCUGCUGCGACAUCUGGGGCGAGUGUGGUAUCACGGCGGAGUUCUGCACGGAUACCAGCCUAGGGCCCCCGGGAACGGCCAAGAACGGUACCUACGGCUGUAUCUCUAACUGCGGCACAGACGUGGUGAAGGGCCCCGGGCCAGCGAAUCCGAUCAAGAUUGCUUAUUACGAGGGCUACGGUAUGGACCGCGCUUGUUUAUACCAGGACAUUUCGCAACUUAGUACCGACUACACACAUGUGCACUUCGCGUUUGCGACGUUGGAUCCAAACACGUACGCCGUGUCGACCGGUUCUACGUCUAGCACCUUUGAAUUUAACAACUUCGUGAGGCUCGGCUCAAGUUUCCACCGUGUGUUAACGUUCGGUGGCUGGGCCUUUUCGACCGACCCGAGCACAUAUCUUAUCUUCCGUAACGGUGUGACGGCAGCCAACCGCGUGGCUAUGGCUACGUCUAUGGCAAACUACGUCAAACAGUAUAACCUCGACGGUGUCGAUAUUGACUGGGAGUACCCGGGCGCACCCGACAUCCCGGGCAUCCCGCCCGCCAGCCUCGACGACGGCGAGAAUUACCUAGCCUUCCUCGCGGUGCUUAAGAACCUGUUACCCGGCAAGACAGUCAGUAUCGCAGCACCCGCAUCCUACUGGUACCUCAAAGGCUUUCCUAUCGCCGAAAUCUCCAAGAUCGUCGACUACAUUGUGUUCAUGACGUACGAUCUACACGGCCAGUGGGACACCAACAAUGCCUACUCGCAAGAGGGCUGCUCGACCGGCAACUGCUUGCGUAGCCACGUUAACCUGACGGAGACCAUGACCUCGCUGGCUAUGAUCACCAAGGCCGGUGUCCCAUCCGCUAAGGUGGUCGUCGGCGUCACCAGCUACGGCCGCUCUUUCGGUAUGAACGACGGCAGCUGUUACGGGCCCGAGUGCACCUUUGGCGGCACCGCGCUGGAAUCCACGGCGACCCCUGGCCCUUGUACGAACACGGCGGGCUACAUCGCCGACGCGGAGAUCAGCGACAUUGUCUCCGGCACGGACUCGAACAGCGGCAAGCGCGCCGCCUCCAGCCGCAUCAACCAAAAUUUCUACGACAAGGACAGCGACAGCCAGAUCACCGUGUACGACGGCAACCAGUGGGUGGCGUAUAUGACGCCGGACAUUCUGGCCUCGCGCCAAACACUCUACUCUGGGCUGGGCCUUGGCGGCACGACCAACUGGGCCACCGAUCUGGAGACGUACAACGAGGUGCCCGGCGACAUGCCGACGUGGGACGAGUUCCUCCUGAACGUCAAGGCCGGCGUCAAUCCGCUGUCGCUAGCGAUUGAUCCCGGCAGCCUCACGGGCAACUGGACAAAGCUGGACUGCUCCAACAUUGCUGUGGUCAGCACGGAGAACAUGACGUCAGAAGAGCGGUGGAACGAGCUGGACGGACCCGACGCGUGGGCCGACGUAAUCGACCAUUGGAACAAGGUCGACAAGGCGGUAGGAGGUGAACUCUACCUGAGCCGGUCCAUCAGCACGUCCAUCAAUGGUCCCGAGUUGAGCAACUGCGGCGUGAUCGGUCGGACCGCCAACUGCGAGCAAAUCUUAGUGUGCAAAGACAUCUACCCCACGACUGGCUCGGGCCCUGUUGCCUACGAGCUGUGGAACUCGAUGGCGUAUUUGCACGAGAUCUACGGCACCUUCUACGACGCGCUCGUGGCUGCGGCGGCACUGACGUUCGACCCGUCCUAUGGGGAGUUUGAGAACACCUUUGCGCCGGUGAAGCCGUCUGAUGAACUGUGGAUCAGCAUUCUACUGGAUGUUGCCAACCUGGUGGGCACAAUUGCCGUUGCGGGUUACUUUAACUCCAUCCUUAAGGGCCUUCCCUUCUUCAAGGCCAACGGCAUACAGUACGACAACUACAAGGAUUCGGCCAAGGCCCUCGUUAGCUUCGCCGUCGGCAUCACGGGCGACUAUGUCACGGGCAACGAAGGCAGCUGGACGGCCGGGUCGCAGACCUCCUUCAGCGCCUACCUCGGCCAAGUGGUCAGUAUUUGGGUCAACUCGACCGAAAACCAGGUCGCGGCCCUUUACAGCGGCUCUACAGACACGCUCCCUAUCUUGACGAGUUUGAUUGCCAAGGGCCAGAUGAUUGAGGGUGACAACGGCUCCGGUACCCGGGACGGCUCUAUGCCGGACGUAGGCGCGUCCGACGAGACCACGGGAGAGAUCCGGUCCAGUAUCGCGUACGGCUUCUACGGCUAUGCCAUCCCGGCCGUGUGGUCCGCGUCCGGUGCGGGAGUGUUCGUGCUCGAUACGGGCGCCGACUGCAGCAACCUCAACGUCGUGUCCCAGUACGUCGACGACAGUAUCCAAAAGCAGGCCAUGGGCUGUAUCGAUAACCACUUGUACUUCCUCGUGUACCCAGACGGCCCUAGUAGUACUACGUGCCCUGCCGACGGCUCGUGUCUCGACAAUUCCUUCUCGUUGCCCGACGGCGUCGACCAGAUGGACGGCACUAAGUGGGGCGGCGUCACUGUCACCGACCUCAUCCAGGGCUCCGUUAACACGUUUAAGGCUAACGGCAACAAGAACGGCGGCAAGACCGCCAACCCGGGCGAUGACACCACGUUAAACAACCUCUACGACCAGGACAUCACCACCGCAGGUUACGUCCGCCUGCCCGUGUGCAGCGGCGACACGGCGUACUGGAACUGGGAGGAGUACAGCGACCGCACGCUGGAAUCGUGGCCCUGCUACGUGCCGCCGCCAAAAGACGAUUGCCAGGCGUCCAGCUUCAUCGACCAGACCAGCGGCGCAUCGCCCAGCGUUAGCGACUGCAUGCAGAUCGUCAACAACAUUAUAAACACCGACGGCGAGUGGACCACGCAGGUGGUCGGCAAGCGUCAACGCGCUCUGGUGAAGUACGGCGGCUGUGCGUUCGGCGUGCAGGCCACAAACACGCACGGCAACGUCAACUUCAAGGUGGCCGCCUCAGAUAUUGUCGACAUCAUCCAGGAGUCGAUCAAGCAGUUUGGCGGCAGCGGUCAGGUCGGUGCAAAGGGCUACAUGGACUGCAAGGGUAACAUCAACUCGCAGGACAUUGAGUGGGGUCUCUACUAA
This is a messenger RNA of Sporothrix brasiliensis 5110, 4539 nucleotides long. RefSeq lists its product as uncharacterized. Gene Ontology annotation, biological process: carbohydrate metabolic process. Bases 1 to 4539 code for a protein of 1512 amino acids. Gene Ontology annotation, molecular function: chitin binding; hydrolase activity, hydrolyzing O-glycosyl compounds. NCBI's taxonomy places the organism in Eukaryota, Fungi, Ascomycota, Sordariomycetes, Ophiostomatales, Ophiostomataceae. The record is from RefSeq and is a predicted model, not a curated record. The transcript has a single exon.